UAUAUUAUAGACCAAACCCAUAUUCUCAAAAUGAAGGUAUUAUUUACACAUUUCCUUCUUUGAGGAUAUUUAAACUUCAAGUUUUAGUUAUUAUGUAUGUUAACAACUGAUGUUGCAGAAAAAGAUUGUGAUAAACAUACAAACCAACUGCGAGAAAUGUAGAACGGAAGCAAUGAAGGCGGCUGCCAAAGCAUUGGGUGUGAAUUCGGUAGAGGUGCAAGGGGAAGACAAGAAGCGGAUGGUGGUGAUCGGAGAAGGGGUGGAUGCAGCUGCAUUGACAAAGUUAGUCAGAAAGAAGAUCAAGAAUGCAUCACUGGAAAUGGUUCAGCAGUUGUAGGCAUCACUGGAAACUAUGUUAAACAACUGUAAUUUUAUUUUUAUACACGUUAACUAAAAGCAUUAAUUAUUAUUAUUAACAUUAAUUAUUAA
Messenger RNA from Helianthus annuus (common sunflower), 429 nucleotides. Its product is annotated as heavy metal-associated isoprenylated plant protein 47. The transcript has 2 exons. Gene Ontology annotation, molecular function: metal ion binding. NCBI's taxonomy places the organism in Eukaryota, Viridiplantae, Streptophyta, Magnoliopsida, Asterales, Asteraceae. The record is from RefSeq and is a predicted model, not a curated record. Bases 110 to 337 code for a protein of 75 amino acids.